Drepanopeziza brunnea f. sp. 'multigermtubi' MB_m1 is the source of this 618-nucleotide messenger RNA. RefSeq lists its product as uncharacterized. The record is from RefSeq and is a predicted model, not a curated record. Gene Ontology annotation, biological process: regulation of actin filament polymerization; Arp2/3 complex-mediated actin nucleation. Gene Ontology annotation, molecular function: actin filament binding. Gene Ontology annotation, cellular component: Arp2/3 protein complex; actin cytoskeleton; cytoplasm. Lineage: Eukaryota; Fungi; Ascomycota; Leotiomycetes; Helotiales; Drepanopezizaceae.
AUGUCCAUCAUCCAACAGGUCACCAGCGCCUCCCUCACGGACAACUGGCGCACCAUCAACAUCGACGCACUCGAUCCCGAAUCCUCUCAGAACUUCGACGUCUCGACCCUCCACCCGGCCCUGGCCCCGGUCUCCGAGUCCGAGAUCCGCGCCAUCGGCCAGCAGGUGCGCCAGCUGCUCCGGGGUGGCGACGCCGAGGGGGCCCUGCGGGGAGCGCUGGAGAGCGCACCGUACGGAGGCGACGCGGCGGUCAAGGAGGAGCAUCUGAAGACCGUCACCGAGGUGUUGCAGGGCGUGCGGGCGAGCGAGAUGACACCGAUGCUGCAGCGCAUCUUUGGGAGCGAGGGCGGCGGCGAGGUGCUGGAUGUGCUGAUGAAGUAUCUGUACAAAGGCAUGGCCGCUUCCGGCGCUGGCUCCACCAAGACCACUUCUCGCGGCUCGAAUCUCACGCCCCAAUCGACCGGAGCUGGCUUCUCGCAGAUGGGUGGGAGAUCGGGAGCACAGAGCGAGAGCAGUGGCUCGGCCAUGAGCGUGCUGCUUUCGUGGCACGAGAAGGUGGUGGAGGUUGCGGGACUGGGGUGCGUCGGACGGUGCAUGACGGACUGGAGAAAGGUGUAA